AUGGAGAAAGUCCAAAGAAUAUCAAUAGAAGAAUACGGAGUUCCAAAUGCUGCUGAAUACUCAAAUCUUCAGUUCAACAAAUGGGACAUAAAUAGAUUCCGUAAAAAUUUAAAAGUGAAUAUAGUGAGACAGUCGGAUGACAAACGGGAGCUAGAGUUCGACAUGAUUGGUUGUACACCAGCAUUGGCAAAUGCAUUCCGUCGAGCUUUGCUGAGUGAGGUGCCGUCGAUGGCCAUCGAGAAGGUUCACAUCUUGAUGAACACCAGUCUGCUCCAGGAUGAGGUUUUAGCUCACAGACUGGGCCUGUUGCCGCUGAAAGCCGACCCCUCGCUGUUCGAGUAUUGCACAGCUGAUGAAAGACUCGACGACGAAGCUGAGAUGAACGACAGAACCACUCUCAAGUACGAAUUAAAGGUAAUUUGCUCAAAGAAUACUAAGCCGAUAAAAGACUCGCGACUUCCUGAGGACAUUUACCACCACAGCAGGGUCAAAAGCAACGCCGUCAAGUGGAUUCCUCUGCAUAGGCAGUCUGAGAUGUACCCGAAUGGCGAAGAAUUGUUCGGAAUGCUGGAGGAUGACAUUCUGAUCGCCAAAAUGGUCCCCGGGCAGGAAAUCGAUGUGAUACUCUACGCUGUUAAGGGAAUUGGAAAGGACCACGCAAAGUUCUCGCCUGUCGCGACUGCCAGCUACCGUCUGAUGCCGGCAAUCACCCUCAAAAGGCCCAUCUUUGGACCCGAAGCAGAACUCCUCAAAAGCUGCUUCAGUGAAGGGGUCAUUGAACUGGUGAAAAACAAAAAAAGAGGCGAACUUGAAGCGCGAGUCAAAGAUCCACGGUACGACAGCUGCUCGAGAAACGUAUUCCGGCAUGAGUCAUUGAAAAAUAGUGUCAAGCUUGAACGUAUUGCGGAUCAUUAUAUAUUUAAUGUAGAGUCGAUUGGCGCUGUCGAGCCUGGAGUUUUGUUCCUGCAAGCUGUCAAGGUUCUCAAAGACAAAUGUCGCACUUUCUUGGACGAACUCGAUUCAAUUAAUUGA
Messenger RNA from Cotesia congregata, 1032 nucleotides. The record is from the annotation of a GenBank genome assembly. Lineage: Eukaryota; Metazoa; Arthropoda; Insecta; Hymenoptera; Braconidae.